GUCUACAGUGACUGAAGAGUACAGAGUACCUGAUGGCAUGGUGGGACUCAUCAUAGGAAGAGGUGGAGAGCAGAUUAACAAAAUACAGCAGGACUCUGGAUGCAAAGUACAGAUCUCACCAGACAGUGGAGGACUACCAGAACGGAGCGUCUCUCUGACGGGAUCGCCAGAAUCUGUGCAAAAGGCAAAGAUGAUGCUUGACGAUAUUGUGUCUCGAGGGCGUGGUGGGCCACCCGGUCAGUUCCACGAUAAUGCCAACGGGCAGAAUGGUACAGUCCAGGAAAUCAUGAUCCCAGCCGGGAAAGCGGGCCUGGUGAUCGGCAAAGGAGGAGAGACCAUUAAACAGUUACAGGAGCGGGCUGGAGUGAAAAUGAUUCUAAUUCAGGACGGUUCACAAAACACAAAUGUAGACAAGCCUCUUCGAAUAAUUGGGGACCCAUACAAAGUGCAGCAAGCCUGUGAAAUGGUAAUGGACAUCUUAAGAGAGAGAGACCAGGGAGGCUUCGGUGAUCGGAAUGAAUAUGGUUCAAGGAUUGGUGGAGGAAUAGAUAUAGCAGCAAAAAUUGGGGGUGAUUCAGCCACAACUGUGAAUAACACUACACCUGAUUUUGGAUUUGGUGGUCAGAAGAGACAACUAGAAGAUGGAG
Messenger RNA from Thamnophis sirtalis, 647 nucleotides. The record is from RefSeq and is a predicted model, not a curated record. NCBI's taxonomy places the organism in Eukaryota, Metazoa, Chordata, Lepidosauria, Squamata, Natricidae.